Messenger RNA from Hemibagrus wyckioides, 1767 nucleotides. RefSeq lists its product as uncharacterized. The coding region runs from base 902 to 1624 and encodes 240 amino acids. Lineage: Eukaryota; Metazoa; Chordata; Actinopteri; Siluriformes; Bagridae. The record is from RefSeq and is a predicted model, not a curated record. The transcript is spliced from 6 exons.
GUUCCGUUCGCACGCUUCAGGGUGUGUGCAAAAGUAUUCGGACAGUGCGCGAGACCGAAAGCUUUUGGACAGUGCGCGAGGGUGCGUUUCACGCGGCCGUGUCUUGAACUUUUGGUGUAAUUUUAAACAUUUUAUUAAUAACCUUUAUUUUUUUUUUAUUUGUGAAACGUAAACGGUUAUAUGCAAAAACAGGAUUAAUGGCAUAUCACAGGAGUUCUAUUAUCAACGAGACCCUUAUAUCGAUUUUUCAAGAUUCUGGCAAAGAGGGUCCGUGGAAAAGCAGCGCGUGUCUUCGUCGUAUUCAGACACCGCUUCCGGGGGCCGAUGGAGUUAUGUGUUUAGAUACGAAAUAGGGGAAUUGCAGCUUUAUCAGUUGAAGUGUGGAGAGACGGUCCCGAGGCGUCCGGCUUCGUUAUCCUCUAACGACUGGGGUGUGUUAAAGAAGGUCUUCCUUGAGAAUUUUAGUGAUAGGAAGACCCCCCAACUCCUUUGGACCGCCCCGUGCAAAUGUCAGGCCGAAAGUUUUCGGACGGUGCGCGAAUUUUAAAUCUUUUAUUAAUAACCUUUAUUUUUUAUUUGUGAAACGUAAACGGUUAUAUGCAAAAUAAAAAUAUUUUUAAAUCAUGCGUCACAUUUUAUUAUAUCCUCAUACUCUCUUUUGCGACCUGAAAAUUAUAUUUUAAUUCAAGUACCAGGAUUCAUUCUGAUUCUCGCGGCCGCAGAAUGCAUGUUGGUGUCGGAUGGUACUCUUCUACCUUCCGAAACGAUGAUAUGAAGCGACAGAUGUAUGUGGUCGAGAACUUGUGGCAAGUGUAUUGGGGGGACAAAUGCUCAAGAACUUUUGGGUAUAUAAGAAAGGAAAUGCUCCGACAUUUUCCAGGAAGAAAUCCAGGGGAUCACCAUGAUGGUUCAUGCUAUAAAAGAUCAAGCCGACGUUCACAGGGUACCCGACUUUCAGGUUACCGCGGAAGAACUAGAGGGCAUUAGCCUCAGUCAGACUGAACCAGAUUUUACACAUGGCAUAAAUCCUGAUGAGUUUUCCAGGGAGCCGGGGAACGACAGCCUCGUGGAGGAUCUGGAUUUAAUUCUAACAGGGGCUUCACCCAUGAGGACUAAGCCAACGAUCUCACGAGAUCGAUGUGUUCAGCACGCUCCUCCGAGAAGCGGAGACCCCGCGAUCGAAAUAUUACCGACUCCGACACUGCGAGUCGCGAGCGUGACGCCCAUCUUAAAAGCCUGCGACACGCCCCGGCGAGCGAAGGGACUGAAAUUCAUCAGAAAGAGCCCAUCAAUAGUGAAAAGGUUGUUUACAGAGACUGAAUCGGAGAACACCCCCGAACCGAAUCAGGAAGCGGAGCGACCACGGAGAGAACGUGGACGUCCCGUUAGAGCUCUGUUUAAGCGCAGGUUUCCUCAGCGACGGUUUAACGGCGACGUCUCUAACAGGGAAGUGAGACCCGAACGGUUCCGACGGCCGAGAAUUCCACAGCCUCUCUGCCGGUGUCGUGACGGAGGAUUAUUGCGUCUCGCCAAAAUAACGAGCGAUUUUAUUCGCGACCUUAUUCGUGACUACAGUGCCACGUUUUCUAACACGUAUGAAAAGGUUUUGAUUGAAAUGUUUUGAGUGAAAUGUUUUGAGUGAAAUGUUUUGAAUGUAUGUUCGCCUCGGUAUAUAUUUUUGACGUUGUGAUUGCAAGGUUAUAGAUAGGGGGUAAUUAUAUAUAAUACAAUUUUGCAUGAAAAAAUAAAAAAUCAUUUAACCCCUGA